This is a messenger RNA of Lymnaea stagnalis (great pond snail), 5885 nucleotides long. NCBI's taxonomy places the organism in Eukaryota, Metazoa, Mollusca, Gastropoda, Lymnaeidae. The record is from the annotation of a GenBank genome assembly.
AAAAAAGAAAUGCGCCCUUAUCGUGGAAAGUUAGAUAACAAUCAGGCCUAUGUCAAAGUCAGUUGCUUAUUCAACUCGUGAUGUCCGUAAUGUGGUAUCUGAAUGCAGCCUAUGAUGUAUUUUCAUUAUUAUGUAACACUAUGGUGAACGCGGUCGUUUGGCAAGGACUGAAAACCGAUACUCUUGACCUGAAAUAGAAAAAGAACAGAAACAAACAAAACACACGGCAACAUUUACAGUUGAUUGUUACCGUCCUUAUCUGCAGACAAGUUUUCUAUUUUAAUCUGAAGGGUCUUAGUCUUAAGUGAGAGAAUGUCCAGUCCAGAGUUUUCACAUUUCUUGUUGGUUAUUUUGUGUGUGUUCGUGUUGCUGCGCCCGUGUCAUGCUGUGCAGAAAUGUGAAUACAACGCUGCAGCGUGCGGGUGCAUGACCGAAGCAGGGGAGAUCAAUCUCAAACCACUUUCAACGUCUGAACCGUAAGUCGUGCUGAAUUGUUUAAUUUUCUAACGUUCAUUCAUAUGAGCAGUUCUCUUCUUUGUCUCAGUCGUUAACUGCAUCCCAUUCCCCUGCGCCCGACAUUAUUCGCUCUUCUACGCCCUCCGCACAUUUCCAUCAAAAACAUUUUAUAUUCCUAAAUGGUAAGGAAAUGCAAUCCAUUAAUUAAUUCCAAUUUGUUCACUUUUGUUUUAAACUUUUAAAAUUGUUUUAAAAAUAGUAUAUCAAUAAAAUAAUUUCUAACCACAGAUAUUCGGCAGAUUUUCAGUCGAAAAAUGAAAAGUUCUACUGGGACCCUUGUAAGGAUUUCACACUAGGAACAAUUACUGCUGGGGUAAGGAAAAAUUAUUACUGAUGAAACAAUUAGCCAUGCUGGGUUAAAGAAACAUCACAGACUUUCAGGAACUUUGAUCACUUGAUGCAUUAUCAUUAAUUUCUUUUUAAUUUAGCCAUAAAAUAUUACGUUUACUCCAAUCUAAUUAUUAGAUCUAUAUUAAUAUUUAAUCAUUACUAAUCUUAAAUUUAUAUUUUUAUAUUUUGGGUUAAUAAAAUUAAUAUUGAUGAUAACCAAUUGUAUAAUUUUUUUUUUAAAACAAAAUUAAUAUUUGAUUAUUUAUUCUCUGUGUAUCAGAAUAACGAAUGAAUUAUGCAUUAAAUGUAUAGAAAUUAACAACUAGAUCAGUCCUACCUGCAGGCUAUCCAAGUCCAAGUACCCACGUUAUAUUAUGACAUAGGAGUUCACGCCAAUGCUGGCAGUCAAGUUGAUUCCCAGGGUCAACCAAUGUUUACAUUGAUGGCACAAGAUGGUAUGAGGUGAGUUCUACUUAGCUUGGUGGCUCAAGAUUGUAUGAGGUAAGUUCCAUAGGUUUUUUAUCUAUUUACCUUGAUGGAUCAAGAUUGUAUGAGGCAAGUUCAAUAGGUUUUUGAUCUAUUUACCAUGAUGGCUUAAGAUGGUAUGUGGUAAGUUCAAUAGGUGAUUGAGCUAUUUACUAAUCAUUUUAAACAAAAACCGAUUUGAUACCGAAAAUUGUUGAUUUUCACCUAUUUUUUUUUUUAAUGAUUUAAAAAGUAUGGAUUUUUUUUUUUAAAACAACAAGAAAAAAAUAAAUCAAAAUACAUUACGGAUAAUAUAUUAUGUAACCAUUUCAUUAAUGCUAGCAGGUGACGCUGAUUUCACUACUGAAAAGAACACGAUAACCGCGCUAAAUGAGAUUCUUAAAGAUACCACAAGUGCGUUUGGUGCGUCAUUUUGACUUUUGGUUUUACAGAAAUUGAAAUAUGUUGUUAUAAAUCUGCGGUAUAAAAGGGGUUUGGGGGGGGGGGCAUUUAGAAUAUUAUUAAAUAUUAAUAUAGUUCAGGGGCGUGAAAAAAUUGUGCGGUUGGGAACCUGGGGUCGGGCGUGAGUGGUGGGGGGGGGGAAGCCAACCGGAGCCAACAGCCUUCUCCAUCCCCUUUGCCCUACACCGGUGGAUGGAAAUUCGAUAGAAUGUGUUGUCAUCGGCAACGCGUCAAUGUGCCAAGGUUCUAAGCCAACCAAAACCAACAGCCUUCUCCAUCCCCUUUGCCCUACACCUGUGGAUGGUAUUGUUGUAUCAAAUAUCUGGUCAAUCUGACAUGGCUGUGAGGAAAGGUUUACAAUGCAUUGCAGAUGUGGUCGAGUCCUCAGCGGAAAGGUGUGGGAACUCACCCAAGUAACCCCCCCCCUCCCUGAUACAAAAUAUGUAGGAUAUUUAUUUCUGUUUAAAAAGUACGGGAUCGCCGUUCCUGUGCGUUCCUGCAGGACUCGAGCCCUGAAUGUGAAAGACGCCAAAAUCUGGUUUGAAACCGGUUUCUAAAACCAAAAACCGGUUUGCAACAACAAUAACAACAAAAAAAAAAAAAAAAAAAAAAAAAAAAAAAAAAAAAAAAAAAAAAAAAAAAAAAAAAAAAUAAAAAAUAAAAAAAAAAAAAAAAAAAAUUUAAAAAAAAAAAAAAAAAAAAAAAAAAAAAAAAAAAAAAAAAAAAAAAAAAAAAAAAAAAAAAAAGGAUUUAACAUCACUUUUAACUUUUAUAGUCCUAGGAUGGCGCUGAGGUUAGUUCAAUAUGUGUUUUAGUUUAGCUUUCUAGCUGAUAUAAAUGGCAUCCAUUUAUUUUGCACCUUUUCAAGAUUGUCUAUUCAAGUGCAAUAUUAUACACGCAUGUCAUACUGUAAGAAUGACGUUUACAUAGAGAUAACAGAUAUCCUUCGAAUUUCAUUUCAGAAGCAGUUAUAUAACCUGCAUCUGUUCAGGAGAGACAUCUUUUCUUUUUGAUAAGGAAGAACCGCUAACAAAUUAUGUAAGUAAGAAUGUCAGUAGCUUUGGAAAGCUGCCCCCAAAAAGACAUUUUUUCAUCUUAGGCAAUAGCUGGUGAAAUAGAGGGGCGAACUCACGUUGACAACUAGGAAGAUGAACACAUAUAAAAAAAUGAGGAGCUGCACACAUAUUAACAACUAAAAAGAUGCACACUUAUAACAACUAGGAAGAUGCACACUUAUAACAACUAGGAAGAUGCACACUUAUAACAACUAGGAAGAUGCACACUUAUAACAACUAGGAAGAUGCACACUUAUAACAACUAGGAAGAUGCACACUUAUACAACUAGGAAGAUGCACACUUAUAACAACUAAGAAGAUGCACACUUAUAACAACUAGGAAGAUGCACACAUAUUAACAACUAGGAAGAUGCACAACAUAUGAACGUGGAAAAAAAAAGACUUUGGAAAUUGUAAAGAAGAUUUUGGAGUUGGAGAAGUUGCAAGGGAGCCGGCCACCACUACACAGUCUAGAUCUACCAAAGAAUCUGCCAGCAUGUUUUGAUCAUAUUAAUCAUGUCACUCGUCUUAAUUUUGACACCUUAUUUUUCAUUUAAGCUCAUAUUUGUUCAAAAUAAUUUUCUAUGUUAUUAAUUUUUUUUUUAAAUGGGACAAAACUGGCGUAGUUUUAUAAUGGUUGAUUUUUCAAAGUUAGAUUUAGUUUCCAACGAAUUCAUGUCUCUUUAUAAACAUUUGAUCAUGUCGAUGCCACAGCAUUUCACUCUAAAGUCUGGUUGGUGCUGUCCCGGACAUAAAGAUGAUGGUGGUGGAGAUGGUGUUUUAUCUGUUGGCUCAGUAAUGGUCAUCAUGUAAGUCUAUAAGCUUGACUUUGGUUUGAUAUAAUUGCUGUUGAGAAUUUAGGUGAGAAAAAAUAAGUCAAAUUAGAUUUGUUUUAUAAUUUCUUUGUCUGGUGAAUUUUCAAAGUAAAUUUGUUUACCAUUUUUGUCUAGUUGGUCAAACUUUGAGUCUUUUACUGUAUGUAGCAUUACUGUAUGUAGCAUUACUUUAUGUAGAAUUGUAUCCCUUGUUGUCAUUUUAGCAUUCCUAUUACCGAACUAAAAAAAAUUAUGAGGUGCCACUGACUAGGUCAUCAAUAUUUCCAACUGCCAUCUUCUCUUUUGUAAAUCAUCUACAAAUUUUAGUUAUUUUUUUCUAAUUUCAAGAUCUUUCUAAAACACCUAGAUAUGAUUGUUGCUCAUUGUUGAAAGACAUAAAUCAGCUGCACAUAUUUUUAGAUACAGUAUAUAUUUUGUUUAUUUUCCAUUUCAGAUUCUUUGUUCUGUUAAUAGUCUACUUUGCACUAGGAACUGUGUUCCAAGUGACUGUAAGAAAAGCUGGUGGUCAUGAAAAGAUCCCCCACUACAGUCUGUGGUCACAGUUACCAGGAUUAAUUAAGGUCAGUUAAGUCUUUACUGAUUAAUAAUGAUGACUUAGAGCAACCCAUUAUUUCUUACAAAAUUCUUAGUCACUAACCAGGCUUUAGUGAUUAAUUAGGAUCAGAUCAUGUUUCAAUAAAACUACUUGUUCACUUUUGGAAACCUCACCCUGGUAUAUAUCCCUUCAGCUCAUCAUAAAAAUAUUGAUUAACAGUAUUAUAGUAUAAUUGUGUGGACUCUCAUUUCAGGAUGGCUUCAGGUUUACAUUUUCAUGUGGGAAGAAAACAACCUACACGAAUAUAUAAUACGAUUUCGACACCAAAGUCUGGCGCUAAAAAUCUCAUAGACUAUUCCUUAUAUAAAAUGUAUUCAAAUUCUCAGAAGUAUGAAAAUGUAAGGAGGCAUACGUGAAUCACCUGUUUUCAAAUGUCUUCAGGUGUUUCUCAUCCUAUGGAGACCUUUGAAGUCUUCAGCUGUCAAUUAAUUAAUGUAUGUUAAGUUUUAAGAUCAUGAUUAUGUUUGUUAAAUUGUACGUACAGCGUGGUGAGCUAUAUAUAACCACCACUAAUAAUAAUAAUUAAUAAAAGUGCCAUUUAUAAAAGCUACUUCGCAAAUAAGUCGCGUCGUGGAAACCCACUGUAGAAACCCUCUUAAAGGGCGUGCAAUGCUUCCCCGGGGUGGGUGGAUGGGGGAAGAUAGUAGGAUCUAAGUUUACCAUCCCGACUCCUGAGAAAGUCGAUCGUGUAAAACAGCAUCAGACCGACUGGGUGUCUUCGGGUUGGGGCGGCCCCCAGCGGAACCCGAUCGAGCGGACUCGGGUUGGGGCUGUCCUGGCAAAGAGGCAUCUCCAAAGUGCCGCUUCGCGGCCAGAUACUGGGCUUAGAGGGGUUGAUUUAGGGAGGGCAUUUCUCAAUGUGACAUUUCAUUUAUAAAAUGCCAACCCCAGUUUUGACAGAUUAAUUAUACAACUUUUCAGAUGAAAUAAACAAUAAAUAAACAACAAUCUUGAAUCAAGAUAAUAUUCUUAUCUUUAAGAUGUACAUCAUCUCAUUAUGUUGAACAUAUUACUUCAAUAUUUAAUGGUUGUAAUCGCUUUUAUCUGAAUGUUUGCCAGUUCUGAAUGACUAUGCAGGUGCCUUAUGAUGCCUCUAUCAUAGUAAACUGUUGUUAAAAUGGAUUAUCAUUAGUAAACUGUUGAUAGUAUAACUUAUCAUAGUAAAAUGUUAUCAUUAUUAAUUAUCAUAGUUGAAUACUGAAGUGAUCAUGAUAAGAUUUCAUGAAUGUAUAUAAUUUAAUAUCACACAUAAAAUGGGUAAAAAUUUGCACUUUAAAAAGUAAACAUUUAGUGCCUCAACGUGUUGUUUAAAAAAUAACAACAACAUUUAUAUUCAUUAUGUAUAUUCAUUUGAUGUAUUUUAUGAAUGCCAUAAAUGUUAAUGAGGAAAAAUGGAUUAAACUUUUCUUUGACUUUAUGGCAUCUUUUCAUCCUCAAUGUUUCAUUUUGAAAUAGCUGUAUGUAAAACAGACUCUAUUUCCAUUACCAUGUUCAUCUCAUUCAGCCGGAUGAUUUGUUCACUAUGUUUAAAUAAAUUAACUUGAUCAAACCGAUAACAAAAAGAAUUUCUUUUUCAAUAUUUAAUGAGAUCUAAAAAAAAACAAAAAAUAAUGUGUACAUAAGAAG